Messenger RNA from Phragmites australis (common reed), 1423 nucleotides. RefSeq names its product peroxidase 2-like. The record is from RefSeq and is a predicted model, not a curated record. Gene Ontology annotation, cellular component: plant-type cell wall; plasmodesma. The transcript is spliced from 2 exons. Gene Ontology annotation, biological process: hydrogen peroxide catabolic process; response to oxidative stress. Lineage: Eukaryota; Viridiplantae; Streptophyta; Magnoliopsida; Poales; Poaceae. Gene Ontology annotation, molecular function: peroxidase activity; heme binding. Bases 104 to 1138 code for a protein of 344 amino acids.
GCCAACCCGAUUAGUUGUCCAGCACUGCACUGUGCACCACCAACCACAGGUGCGCAUACACCACAACGCUAGCUACCCAGCUUGCAGAGCACAGGAAAGGAAGAUGAAGGUGUCGGCGGUGGUGGCGGUGGUGGUGCUGUGCGCGGCGGCGGCACUGCUGGCGCCCGCGGCCGAGGGCAGCACCAGAAAGCUGAAGGUGGGGUACUACGAGAAGACCUGCCGCGGCGUGGAGAACGUCGUCAAGUACCACGUCGCCAAGGCCAUCAAGGCCAACCGCCGGAGCGGCGCCGCCCUCGUCCGCCUCAUCUUCCACGACUGCUUCGUCAGGGGCUGCGACGGCUCGGUGCUGCUGGAUCCAACCCCGGCGAACCCGCACACGGAGAAGACGGCGCCGAUCAACAUUGGGCUGGCGGCGUUCGACGUGAUCGACGAGAUCAAGGCGGCGGUGGAGGAUCGGUGCCCGGGCACCGUGUCCUGCUCGGACAUCGUGGUGUACGCGGCCCGGGACGCGUCGAGCAUCCUGAGCAACGGCCACGUGCACUUCGAGCCCCCCGCGGGCCGGCUCGACGGCGUGGCCUCCCACGCCGCCGAGGCGCAGCGCGACCUCCCCGACUCGACCUUCACCGUGCAGGAGCUGAUCCGCAACUUCCGGCGCAAGAACUUCACGAUCGAGGAGCUGGUGAUCCUGUCCGGCGCGCACGCCAUCGGGGUGGGCCACUGCUCGUCGCUCCGCGCGCGGCUGACGGCGCCCGCGGACCAGAUCGUGCCGGCGUACCGGAACCUCCUGGCGGGGAAGUGUGCGGCGGGGCCCAACCCCGUGGUGCCGAACAACGUGCGGGACGAGAACCCGGCGGCGGUGGCGGCGGCGUUCCCGUCGUUCCUGAAGAAGCUGCGGAAGGUCAACGACUUCCUGGACAACAGCUACUACCACAACAACCUGGCGCGGAUUGUGACGUUCAACUCGGACUGGCAGCUGCUGACGGAGAAGGAGUCGCUCGGGCACGUGAAGGAGUACGCGGAGAACGGGACGCUGUGGGACGAAGACUUCUCCGACGCGCUCGUCAAGCUCAGCAAGCUGCCCAUGCCGCAUGGCAGCCAGGGGCAGAUCAGGAAGCACUGCCGCUUCGUCAACUACUAGCCGGCGGCCGGCCGGCCGGCCGGCUGGCUAUAUCCGCUAUCUAUCCAUAAUCCAUUCAUCCAUCGGUUCAUUUGUUGUUGCUUUUGUUGUUAAUCUGUCGUUCCAUUUGUUAUGUGAGUGAUUAUUUGUUAUAUCUUGUGUGGACAAAGCAUAAAGUGGACAUGAUGAUGCAUGUAGCCAUGUACACAUGAGGUCUUGUCAGGGUAGGUGUUCAAUUGUGAUGUUUAGCAUAUACUACCUUGCGUUCUUUUUUACUUAUCAUUUAUUUUUACUUGUUAUUUAGGA